Messenger RNA from Lactuca saligna, 318 nucleotides. Lineage: Eukaryota; Viridiplantae; Streptophyta; Magnoliopsida; Asterales; Asteraceae. The record is from the annotation of a GenBank genome assembly.
AUGUUACGUUGUCUUCUGCGUUGGUGGCGCGGCUAUCCUCCUCUCAAACCGUCCCUCCGAUCGUCACAAUUGCAAAUGCAAACUCCUCCACACGGUACACACCAACAUAUCAAGUUUCGACCUUUCGUACAACUGCAUCUUUCAGGAAGAAGACGAAGUCGGGAUAAGAGGCAUCACCACUAUCGAAGACCUUUCCAAAAUUGGCUUGAUGAGACCGCCAUGGAACCUUCUAGAAUGUCGUUGUAUAGGUUCGACAACACCUCGGUCAUUAUAGACAUUUACCUGAUUCCUGUAGAGCGACUCUUUCCAGAAAGAUAA